Molecule: messenger RNA, 381 nt
Organism: Aphidius gifuensis
Lineage: Eukaryota; Metazoa; Arthropoda; Insecta; Hymenoptera; Braconidae
Product: glycosyltransferase-like protein gnt13
Exons: 3
Source: RefSeq, a predicted model, not a curated record
AUGUACAGUGACAAUUUAAAGGAGGUGGCUCUUCUGGGCACCAUCAGGAAUGCGGCUCCCCCCUCCCCCCUCGAGUGUGUGUUGUGCUACAAUAAUAAUAAUAAUAAUAAUAAUAAUAAUAAUAAUAAUAAUAAUAAUAAUAAUAAUAAUAAUAAUAAUAAUAAUAAUAAUAAUAAUAAUAAUAAUAAUAAUAAUAAUAAUAAUAAUAAUAAUAAUAAUAAUAAUAAUAAUAAUAAUAAUAAUAAUAAUAAUAAUAAUAAUAAUAAUAAUAAUAAUAAUAAUAAUAAUAAUAAUAAUAAUAAUAAUAAUAAUAAUAAUAAUAAUGUUAAUAAUAAUAAUAAUAAUAAUAAUAAUAAUAAUAAUAAUAAUAAUAAUAAUAAU